GCGCCGAUCGGCUCGAUGAGCGGGGGCGCAGCUGCGGCGAAGCGGCCGACGCCGGGUCCGCGCCCACUGUUAGCCCCCUGCCGGCUUUCUUUCUGCGCUUCACUUUCCUACCCCCGCCCUCCCAGCGCUGUCGGUCCGGAGAGCUGCCCGGAGCUCCCUGGGAGACUCAGGUGGUGAAUAUUCUGCUGGGAAACAGAAGAGUACUUCUUGAGUAAAAAGUAUGCCUCCCAAGUUCAAGCGCCACCUAAAUGAUGAUGAUGUCACUGGUUCUGUGAAAAGUGAAAGGAGAAAUCUUUUGGAAGAUGAUUCAGAUGAAGAAGAAGACUUUUUUCUAAGGGGACCAUCUGGACCAAGAUUUGGACCUAGAAAUGAUAAAAUUAAGCAUGUUCAGAAUCAGGUGGAUGAAGUUAUUGAUGUCAUGCAAGAAAAUAUUACAAAGGUAAUUGAAAGAGGGGAGAGACUAGAUGAACUACAGGACAAAUCAGAAAGCUUAUCGGAUAAUGCAACUGCUUUUAGCAACAGAUCCAAACAACUUCGAAGGCAAAUGUGGUGGCGUGGAUGCAAAAUAAAAGCCAUCAUGGCGUUGGUUGCUGUUAUCCUUUUGCUAGUGAUUAUCAUUCUUAUAGUCAUGAAAUACCGUACUUGAUUUGGUGACAGAGAUCUUCAUUAUACAAAAUUUGGGACAACAAUAGUAAAAGAUUGCUGCAUAAUUUAAAUGAAACUCAUGUAUAUAACUUUCAAAACUUCUUUUUCAAGAAACUAAGAGGCAAGUAUCACUUCAAAUUGGAGCAUUGAGAAUGUCCAUUUAUCUUCUUCCCUUCUAACAAAAUGUGGUUUUAAAAAUUAUGUUUAAGACAAAGAUAGCCAGCCUCUAUUUUGCCAUAUUCCAAGGAUCUAAUUUGAAACCAGAUACUUGCCAGUUCAUUGUUUGUAUUCGUAAUUAAACAGUGAUGACAGUACUACAUACUGUUAGUAGAUGGACCAUUAUCUCAUCGACCUGGGGUCAUGGUGGGGGUCUAGAAGCCAAUGGAGAGCACCAGAUCAUUGUGCUAAAACACAAGCAUCAUUGUUCCAUCAGUAUUUGCAAGAUUCUUCACAUAUUACAAUUGCUUUGCGAAAAAUCUCCACGUUUAUGAGCGUAACAAAAGCUAAAUGUUGUAAAUGUUGCUGCCUUCAGCUAUAACUAAAACAUUCCAGUAAACCUAUUUUUGGCUGUAUAAGGGAAUGUGUAGUAAUUUUUUGGCAUUUGGAUUAUGGAACUGGAAAAUUUAAACCAUAUGAAAAGCAUAGUGUGGCACCAUAAAACUGGAGAUAAUAAAAUUAUCGGAGAACAUCACUGGAGUGCUUGAAAACGAACAGCAUGAUUCAGUCUGUUUCCAGUUAGCCUCCAAUAAGGAGGGACCAGUCCUGAUCUCAGAUCAUCCUGCACUUGAAAAAUGAAGUUUUACCACUAUCACAACUAUCAUUAUUUAACAGCAACGAAGAUCAACAGAAAAAUUCAAGUAGCUUUGUAAAUACUAGUUGAUACCCAGUGAAAUCAGGUCACUUUUUUUAUAAUGCCUGAAUCAUACUCUUAUGAUUUAUGUUUAAUUACCAAAGCCUAUUACCUUGUAGCAAUUUCAUGAUUGUAAUACUGACAUAAUCCCUAUGAUUAUAACCCACUGUUACCAGUGGUCUUUGGCUUGUCUAUACUGAUAAAGCUCACUGGAAAUUGCACUUAAGAGUUUAUGAACUUGGGGAUUCCUUGAUUAAAAGAAAAUUCAAUACUGAAAAUGGAACAUUAUCUAGAAUGGAGGAAGAAUAAUUAGCAUACAUCAGAUAUAGAAAUACAUUGUGUCAGCUCUCCUGUGGGUCACUUAUUACAUUCUUACUGGACAAUCACUCUGCAUUAGAAAAUAACUUCUACGUUUUUAUAGAAAAAAUUGACAUCUUUCAGUUCUCUAUAGCAUAUGGAUUUCGUGAAAAUGAUUAUACGUGUAUAGAUUAAGGAAGCUAGAAUAAAAAGAAAUUGAAAUUU
Messenger RNA from Hyaena hyaena (striped hyena), 2017 nucleotides. It is a transcript of the gene VAMP4, whose product is annotated as vesicle associated membrane protein 4. The transcript is spliced from 9 exons. The record is from RefSeq and is a predicted model, not a curated record. Gene Ontology annotation, cellular component: membrane. NCBI's taxonomy places the organism in Eukaryota, Metazoa, Chordata, Mammalia, Carnivora, Hyaenidae. Bases 221 to 646 code for a protein of 141 amino acids. Gene Ontology annotation, biological process: vesicle-mediated transport; Golgi ribbon formation.